ACAUUUCCAACCAAAGAUGAGGACUUUGUGAAACACAGACAGUAGAGACUGAAAGCACGUUCACAUAUCCAGAUAUUUUUUCCUCUUUACUUUUAUAAAACUGCCACCAGUGGCAGCACCUCCUUAUCAUCGCCACGAGCAAUGGGAGUUCUAAGCUACAUCUCAGUGAACUCCGCAGCCACACCCAUCUCUCAGGACCCUCCAGUCACACCUGUGCCUAACCCAAGACAGACCAAAGUGAUUCUUCCCAACAAGAAGCCCCUGAAAUGGUCCACUGGGAUGGCUCCGGGCGAUUACGGUGGCCCACCGACCACGUCGAAGCUUAGAAAGUACUGGGGUGGUGAAGAAGAGGACCCUUUGAGCUCUGAUGACUUUAUGUGGAACAAGGACUUCAUGGGUCGGUUUCAAAGAUUGGUUAAGAACAACGACUCUUCCAUUGAGGCCCCUCCGGUUAAGGAAGAGCCAUCUGGUUUUCUAAGCUUAAAUAGAGUCAUGAGCCUUGACAGUUUGGAAGUUGAUUUGAGUAAAGAACUCACAACUCCUUUAAAGCCAGGGUUGGAAGAGAAAGUUGAGGCUACAGCUCAGACUGGUGGCCGCAAGUCACCCAGAUGGAAACUGGUACCAACUCGGCGUGAGCAAGAGAAGUGGGAUAGAGCAAGCAAAGCUGCAACCGGAGGCAGUGAUGUGAUGUUUCGGGAAUUAAGGCGGCCUCGUGGAGACCCAGAGGUGUUGGCUGCCCAGUGGAGAGAGCAGUAUUUUAAGUUAAAGAAGAAGUUACAAAUUCUCACUCUGGGUAUAGGCGGUGUUGGUUUAGUCUCUGCUUAUGUUUCUUAUUCUCCUGAAAUUGCUGCUAGCUUUGGUGCUGGGUUCCUUGGUUCCUUGGUGUAUAUGCGUAUGCUAGGGACUAGUAUUGAUGCAAUGGCAGAUGGAGCAAAAGGGGUUGUCAAGGGAGUGGCUGCACAGCCAAGGCUUUUGGUUCCUGUUGUACUGGUCAUGAUCUAUAACCGGUGGAAUGGGAUCCUCGUUCCAGAAUACGGAUUUAUGCACUUAGAAUUGAUACCCAUGUUGGUGGGAUUUUUCACUUACAAGAUUGCGACUUUUGUUCAAGCUAUAGAGGAGGCGCUUACUGUGGUUGGGAAAGAGACCCAAGUUUAAGAUAGAUCCUCUUCAUACAUUGUUGGAAUUUUCUUGUUGUACUUCUGAUUAUGGCUACUAGAGAUGAUAAGAACAUGCAAUGUUGUUUACUGGCUGCUUGGAAGUGACGUUUCAGUUAGAGAUACGCCGAGAAUCAUCAAAACAAUUUUCUCAUUGUUGCUACUUCUUUUAAAAGUUCUGAAUAUAGCACAAUUUUCUCCAUGUACAA
Molecule: messenger RNA, 1363 nt
Organism: Alnus glutinosa
Lineage: Eukaryota; Viridiplantae; Streptophyta; Magnoliopsida; Fagales; Betulaceae
Product: protein CONSERVED ONLY IN THE GREEN LINEAGE 160, chloroplastic
Exons: 10
Coding region: 142-1155 (337 amino acids)
Source: RefSeq, a predicted model, not a curated record